UCAACAAUUAUUUGAAUAGUUUUCCUUCACACUUCAAGUCCAAAUUCGAUACAGGUCUCUUCAACCUUUCAAUUCAAAAAAUAAAAAAUCCAACAAAGCAUUGUUUUCGGCCACUCAAUCUCCCUCUUCUAAAACCUUCAUCUCUCUCACUGAUCACACAAAACCGCACACACUCUCCAAUCUCCCUCCGAGACUGCUCGGAAUCAUCGAGUAGUUUCAUCUCCGAAACCGAUGAACUCAACCGUCGAACUCUGAUUCUUCAAUCAUGUGGAGUUCUUUCUGGCGAUCCAGAGAUCGUUUCUCACUUGAUCAACUCAGUUACUUAACUGAUCAAUUGACGAAAAUUCAAGUUGUUACAGAUGAUAAUAAGGAUUUUGUUAUUGAGGCUCUGAGAUCGAUUGCCGAGUUGAUGACGUAUGGCGAUCAGCAUGACUCGAGCUAUUUUGAAUUCUUCAUGGAAAAACAAGUCAUGAGCGAGUUUGUUCGGAUUCUUAAAAUUAGCAAGAUUGUUAGUGUUCCUCUUCAGUUGUUGCAAACAGUUAGCAUUUUGGUCCAGAACUUAAGGAAUGAACAUGCUAUAUACUACUUGUUUAGUAAUGAACAUAUAAACUACUUGAUAACCUACUCGUUCGACUUUCAAAAUGAAGAGCUGUUAUCUUACUACAUAUCCUUUUUAAGGGCAAUAAGUGGAAAGUUGAACAGGAAUACGGUUUCGCUGCUUGUGAAGAUGAACGGUGACAAAGUAGUUUCAUUUCCCCUGUAUGUUGAGGCCAUACGCUUUGCCUUUAAUGAGGAGAACAUGGUCCGCACUGCAGUACGAGCUGUGACACUUAAUGUUUAUCACGUUGGAGAUGACUCUGUAAAUAGAUACAUAUCCAGCCCACCUCACACAGAUUAUUUCUCAAACCUGAUAUCAUUUUUUAGGAAGCAGAGCAUGGAUUUAAAUAAAUUGGUUUCUCAUACACUGAUAAAUCCAGGCCCGGAUUCAACCUCUACAAUUACUGUUGCUAUAGAUGAAAUUGAGGACAACCUAUACUACUUCAGUGAUAUUGUCUCUGCUGGAAUUCCCGAUGUUGGUAGGCUAAUUACUGACAGUAUUCUGAUGGUUUUGAUAUUUCCAUUACUUCUUCCUUCUCGGAAGAUGUCAAUUGAUAAUGACAUGCAAAGUAGUUUUGUCACUUCUAUCUACUUACUUUGUCGCAUCUUGAGGAUAAUCAAAAUUAAAGAUUUGGCUAAUACCAUAGCUGCUGCUCUUUUUUAUCCCUCAGAAGCCUUUACAAAAAGUUCUGGGGGUAAACUCAAUAGCCAUAUAUCUGGUAAUGGUUUCCCAUCUGAAUGCCAAGUCUCAAAUAAUGUUAAUCUUAGCAAGUCUGAUAUAAGAUACUCAAUGUUUAAUGUUCCACACUUUUCUAGCUCUUCAGGUUUUCAUCCCGACGGUGUUCGCAUGCAAAAUGGUUGUAGCAGUCCAAAUUUGUCUUUAAGGGAUGUUUUGCUUGCAUAUGUAGUAAAAGGAGAUGAUAUACAAGUAUUGGGUUCUUUGACUGUGCUAGCAACCCUACUGCAAACUAAAGAACUUGAUGAAUCAAUGCUAGACGAGCUUGGAAUUCUUCCACAACGCAAACAACACAAGAAGCUUUUAUUGCAAGCUUUAGUUGGCGAGAGUUCAGGUGAAGAGGAACUUUUUUCUUCUAGAAGUAGUUUGACAAAGGAUAGCACUGGUAGUGAUAUUGCUGUGUAUCACAAAAAGAUCAAGGAUCAGUAUGGAAUAUCUUUUCAGUCUUCUGAUGUUGGAAUUAGUCCUCAUACAAAUAGAUUUCAGGUGAUUGAUGCAUUGGUGAGCCUUUUUUGCCGCUCUAAUAUAUCUGCAGAGACACUAUGGGACGGUGGUUGGCUUUUGCGUCAGUUGCUUCCUUACAGUGAAUCAGAAUUCAACAGCCAUCACCAUGAAGUUUUGAAAGUUUCAUACAAGACCUGUGCUUCUGCUCUUGUAGAGGAGGCUAAAGGCAUCUGGACCGACUUACUUAUUUCUGUUCUAUGUGAGGAAUGGCGGAAGUGCAAAAGAGCAAUGGAAUCAUCGUCUCCUCCGAAAGGACCAAACUCUAUGCUUUUGCAGCCACAUCCACAUAAAUUUUCUUUACAGGAUAACACUCCAAAGGGAUCAUCAUUUUCUGCUGGAGAAAGAAUGCAGGAACUGGUGAAGGUAUUUGUAGUACUGCACCAACUUCAGUUAUUCACUCUUGGGAGAGCUUUACCUGAGCAACCACCAAUUCACCCUCCCGGUGAUCUUCCCGCAAAUUGUCGUGCCAAGACUUCUGGGCUUGAUGUAUCAGGCCCAAAGGCAGGCACUGACAUCAGCCUUGUUAAUGCCGUGCCUUGUAGAAUUGCUUUCAAGAGUGGCAAAGAACACCAUCUUUGCUUUCAAGCAACCUCUUUAGGAAUAUCUGGCUGGCUUGUUCUUGCAGAAGAAUUGCCAUCACAGAAGUCCCGUGGAAUCGUUCGGGUUGUUGCACCUUUGGCUGGGUGCAAUCCCAGGGUUGAUGAUACACAUUCAUCAUGGUUACACUUGCGGAUCCGGUCAUCCUCUUUACCCUUUCAAGAUCCUGCCAAAUCGAAUGAUUAUGAGAGAAUGAAAACAAAAAAUUUGGUUGAUGGAAGAUGGACAUUGGCGUUCAGGGAUGAGGAGUCUUGCAAAUCUGCUUUAGGGAUGAUCGUUGAAGAGAUCAAUUUUGUGAGUGAUGAGGUUCAUAGAAGGCUUAAACCUUUGCUCAACCUUGAAACUGCAAUAGAUUUAUCAAACUCACAUUUAUGUGUUCCUGAGGAUUCCUCUAACAGAAUACUUCCCAAAUCAUUGUAAGAUAUUCGGCUUGGUUAGUUACUGGUUAGUGUCGCCACCCUUUUGUAUAUAUCACAAAAUGCAUAACCAGAUUUUAGAUUAGAAACUAUGUUGUGUAUCGUGUGCGCCCAUUGUUUUUGUAUACCAGCCUUUCCUUGAUCUGUAAUUUCACCCCUUCCUCUAUCAAGUAAGUUUUGGAACAAAUGUAAAUAUGAGGCAACCUCCUAAGGAAAGUUCUUUCUCCCAUUUUUAGUGUCUUCUUGUUUUGAAUGGUCUCUAUAUUGUAUAAAUAUAUUGUAUAAAUAUGUGUUAACUCUAUAUAGAAGAGUGCAAGUAUAA
Messenger RNA from Vicia villosa (hairy vetch), 3172 nucleotides. RefSeq names its product protein TRANSPARENT TESTA 9-like. Lineage: Eukaryota; Viridiplantae; Streptophyta; Magnoliopsida; Fabales; Fabaceae. Gene Ontology annotation, biological process: endosome to lysosome transport; endosomal transport; regulation of autophagosome maturation. Gene Ontology annotation, cellular component: late endosome; endolysosome membrane. The transcript is spliced from 21 exons. The coding region runs from base 266 to 2854 and encodes 862 amino acids. The record is from RefSeq and is a predicted model, not a curated record.